This is a messenger RNA of Marasmius oreades (fairy-ring Marasmius), 1403 nucleotides long. RefSeq lists its product as uncharacterized. Gene Ontology annotation, cellular component: Golgi membrane; endoplasmic reticulum membrane. NCBI's taxonomy places the organism in Eukaryota, Fungi, Basidiomycota, Agaricomycetes, Agaricales, Marasmiaceae. Gene Ontology annotation, molecular function: UDP-N-acetylglucosamine transmembrane transporter activity. Gene Ontology annotation, biological process: transmembrane transport. The record is from RefSeq and is a predicted model, not a curated record. Bases 312 to 1259 code for a protein of 315 amino acids. The transcript is spliced from 9 exons.
CUCUUCUCGCGAGAUUCAGAUUGACGUGUCCCGGCCCACUAUCCCACGGAAUCGCUCUUGACCCACUUCCACGAUCUCAUAUUAAGUAUUCUUGUCAUGUCACUCUUUGCCAUAUAGAAGCUCCUCUAUUCAGGUCUAAACAAUCACUUUUGACAAUUUGCACAUCUAUAUACGAUGAACUCUCGGAAAGUAACAAAAUCGGCAACUCGAGAUGGAAGACGGAGAAAAGUUACCAAGCAAGCACACAAGUUUUCAGAUGCAGCUUCCGUUUUAAUCGACUAUUCUUCAAUUCUUUCCAUGGUUCUUGGAGGAUGUUGCGCAGCGAGGAUAGGAACGUAUGGACAUAUGAGCAACUGCUCAUGAUGAAUCCUGCAAUCGGUUCCGCCCUUACGUUUUCGCAGAUGAUAUUCAUCACCACACAAUCUCUGCCUUCUUUUCUCUACUUUCCUCGAAAUCAGGACAAUAGAAGAUCUAUUUUACCUCGUUUGAAACCAAGACAAGUUCCGUUGUCUCAAUGGGCACUUCAAGUUAUCGUUCUGACUACUGGAUCUCUCUUGAACAACUGGGCAUUCGCGUUCAAUGUUCCUUUAGCAGUUAUGAUUGUCUUCCGGUCUGCUGGCUUAGCUAUUUCCAUGCUCCUCGGUUUCGUGGUCCUCAAGAGACGGUACACGCUUUUACAAGUGAUAUCCGUCGUAUUGGUCUCGGUCGGAGUUGUAUUGGCAACGUUGUCAAAGUCCCCCGGCUCACACUCGAAAAUAGAGGGAUCAUCAGCAGACGUGAAAAGAUAUUCGAUCGGAAUUGGGAUGCUCGUGGUAUCUUUGCUGCUGACGGGGAUCUUGGGGAUUUUGCAGGAGAAAACCUACAAAAAAUACGGACCGUGUUGGAAGGAAGGAGUUUUCUACACACAUUUUCUUUCUCUUCCUAUCUUCCUGUUCCUCAUUCCUGAUGUCAAGCAAGGCUUAGCCAGCCUUUCAGGAGAUGAAAAAUCGACGUUCGUUGCGUGGUUAAUGUUGGGCGGGAACCUGAUCACACAACUUGUCUGCGUUUCUGGCGUAAAUCGCCUUACCUCUCGAGUGUCGUCUGUAUCGACGAAUCUCGUCUUGACCACCCGUAAAGCUAUGAGUCUGUGCAUCAGUGUGUUAUGGUUUGGUGGAUGGAAUUCACGGUUAGCUGCUGGAGCUUGUAUGGUUUUCUCUGGCAGUUUGUUGUUCAGCGUGAGUAAUCACGCAAAGAAGGAAUCGGACAAGAAGGAUCAAUAGAGGUGAACCUCAUGAUCAUUAGAGGGUCAGUGGGGAAUGGAUUUCUGUAUGUCGGUCCAACGUAAUGAAAUACUUGUCAGGCACGCAAUUUCGCGAUAUGACGACAGAAAUCUCUUUAUAAGCUGCAGGCGCACAAGUUCAGAU